UGGCUUUGGCAUUAAUUGUUUUGACAAUUAAAAAUGCCAACCUUCAAUCGGCGCGUACGUUACGCGAAGCGAUAACGAAACGAAACGUACGCAAACGCCCCUUUAAUACGUUAAAGAUGGACUGUUCCGGAAGUCAAAACGGGGCAAGGAACGAGGUCGGCUUUUAGUGUCAAAUUACAAUAACUAACUCCAUAUUUGGCAGAUGUCGAUUAUGGCGAAAAAAGUAUUUAUUAGAAGAAGCGUGAAACGACAAGACGAGAAGGCGCAAUGACAAUGCAUCAUUGAGUAAACACUAAGUGAAUGGAAAAGUAUGUAGAAGCUUACGUCGAAAGUACUAUGCGUCUGUAAGCAACGUAUGUUCAUUCACAAAACAUGCCGUCCAUUCAUAAAAACACGCUGGUUUCUCGUUGGUCGGUGGACGGCGCAUGCUCCGCAGAAGUAGAACCGCCACUGUAGCAUUUACAAGUGGACUGGGCAAGGACGAAUGUCUGACGCCUCUACAUCCUUUACAAAUGUGUGAAUGAACAUGUCGUACAUCCCGAAUCUCUGCCUUUUCUUGUGUGUGUAAACCACGUACAAAGUGCUCGGUCUGUCUGCCUAAACACACACACGCACCUAUAUACAGUUGUAUUUCUUAUUAUUUUUUUGUUUCGAGUGCCACCGCGUGUGCCAUGGAUAUCGGAUAAACGUUGGCAAAGCCGUAAACAUGUAAGUAACGAAAGUUAUUUAAAUAUCCAACCAAUUAAAUAGACUAUAAUUCGUAAUCUUCGUCAAAAUCGCGACAACGUAGAUUACAUGUAAGGCUACAUGGCACAAAAUGGCGGAAUCUUACCGACUGUUCAAAUGGUCUCGUCGCCGGCUCGUGUACAACCUCAGACUCAAUCUACGGCUACUUCCAGAGAAUUUAUCACUCUGGUACAGCCGAGGCCGAACAAUAAUCGUAAACAGAACGAAUACAUCGAUACACCGCUAAGACCUCAGUCUCAUAAGGCUAGCAGGUUAAAGCGAGAAGGUGGCGACGACAUAGCGGCCAACGUAGGACUUGCCCAAGUACACAGGAACCCCAGAAACGCAAAUACUAGGAUUAAUACUCAGUCCGUCAUCGUACAACCUACCGUUACGACAUUCAAAAAGGAAAAGUAUCCGGAAGUGUCGGAAAGACUAGAAGAUCACGGUGAUUCCAUAAUAUGCCACCAUUGCGGUAAAUGUAAGUGUGAAUCGUGCCGUGGUACGAAACAGUUACCUUCUAGAUGGAUAUGCAACGAUAAAUGCUUGUGUUCGGUACACAACGUUGUGGAUUACUGCACGUGUUUGUGUUGUGUUAAGGGUUUAUUCUAUCACUGGGCCAAAGAUUACGAUAUGGAUGGGGCGUCGUGCGCCGAUAAUCCCUGUUCGUGUGGACCACAGCAUCGUUACUCCAGAUGGGCAUGCAUGGGCUUCGUGUCGAUCCUGUUACCCUGUUUGUGUUUGUAUUGGCCUCUGAAUGGAUGUGUCAAACUGUGUGAAGUGUCUUAUGCCAAAGUGACAAACCGUGGAUGUAGUUGCACCCAACACCACAGAACCGUUGUACCAAUAGAGCGAGCGCCCGAGAAGAGGUUAUUAAAUUCGAAUUUCGACUGCUGACUCGUUUCUAUAAAAACAACACCUCUUAAAUAUAUAUAUUUUAAAAUUUUUCUCAUAUUUUCAUGUGUUCUCUAGUGUGAGUGAGUGUUAUGUUCGACAAUAUGGAAAACUAAAAUAUACAAGAAGAAAACCCUUCAACAGUAAGCUAAAUUGAAACACUUCUGACCCUAUUAUAGUUAUAUAUAUAUGUAUAUAUAUGUAUAUAUAUAUUUUAGUAUGUAAAAAUUUAAUAAAAACAACACCUUUAACAAUAGCUUAUAACAGUAUAAAUUAAUACUGCAUAUUCAUAAGUCAGUUUACACGACGCAACCUACAAUAUAUACAUAUACAUAUAUACACAUAUAUAUAUAUGUAUAGUAUAUAUAUAAUUUUAAUACAUGCCAAGUAGGCUCGAAAUAUGCUAAAAAUAGCUUACGUCUGUGUGUGUGGUUAUAUUUAUAAAUAGCCAGUAAAUAAGUUUUUACAGACAUUUUUAACCCCCCAAAAAAAUUUGUAUUUAAAAAAAUAUACACGUUUCUAGCUUAUGUAAAGAACAACAACAAUGUAUACACGUAUACAAAGCUGCUAUAUAUAAUUACAGUUCUCUUUAUAGUUUAUAUUAGCAGUCGAAUUGUCUUCCCCAAGUACAAAUUUUACCGUAUUUACGGUAGAAAUAUCAUUUUUUUUUUGUUUCCUUUAUUAUGUUAUAGUCAAGUGUCACUUAGAGAUGUACAAAUUCUAAUUUUAGUCAGAUAUUGGCAAUACCUCAUGGAACAUAAAUGUGUAACAGUUGUACAAAUUUCAUAAUGUUUUAGAUUUAGAAAUUUAUAGUUUUAACAAUUAAAAAAAUUAUAUAUAUAUACAUAUAUAU
Molecule: messenger RNA, 2473 nt
Organism: Centruroides sculpturatus (bark scorpion)
Lineage: Eukaryota; Metazoa; Arthropoda; Arachnida; Scorpiones; Buthidae
Product: protein sprouty-like
Exons: 1
Coding region: 808-1623 (271 amino acids)
Biological process (GO): negative regulation of MAP kinase activity; multicellular organism development; negative regulation of Ras protein signal transduction
Cellular component (GO): membrane; cytosol
Source: RefSeq, a predicted model, not a curated record